Hippocampus zosterae (dwarf seahorse) is the source of this 3915-nucleotide messenger RNA. It is a transcript of the gene prr35, whose product is annotated as proline rich 35. The coding region runs from base 411 to 2504 and encodes 697 amino acids. The transcript has 4 exons. Lineage: Eukaryota; Metazoa; Chordata; Actinopteri; Syngnathiformes; Syngnathidae. The record is from RefSeq and is a predicted model, not a curated record.
AGCGGGGUGGGGGGUGUAAGGGUGGGGUAGGGUGGCUGUUUUAUUGUAGUGCCUGAGGGCGACGCUCCUAGUCAAUAUAAAUGUGCACGCUCGCUCCUGCUGUGCUCCCAUUUGAGUACAGGGACGGACGAGAGGCAGGCAGACAGCACCGGGAUAACAACCGCACACUCCUCGACUCCGAAAGACAGACACUUGGAUUGCAGCAGGACUUGUGUGUUGUUGGAGGGAAGACAAUUCACGAUCCCGGAAAUCAUUAAAAAAGGUACCAAGAAAAUCCACCCGAAGGUCGGCAACUGCGCUGAAAUCUGAUGGACAUAAUCCAAACGGGCAGCAAAAUCGCAAAGCGGCUUAACGGGUCUCGCGAAUGAGUCGAACCUGAACAGGAACGGGCAGAAAUAUCAGGACCAAUCAUGUCCAAGGACGACGCUUGCAAAGUGACGUCCGCCGGCAAACACAAGGAGCGCAAGCCCAAGAAGCCUCACUACAUCCCUCGUCCGUGGGGAAAACCCUACAACUACAAAUGCUUCCAGUGUCCCUUCACCUGCAUGGAGAAGUCCCACCUGUACAACCACAUGAAGUACAGCCUGUGCAAGAACUCCCUGUCCCUGCUCAUCGAGUCCGACUGGCCCUACAAAAAGGGCAACAACGUCCCGCACCCGGACCAGCUGCGACCGUCACAGCAGGACCUGCGUGGGGCCGGCAAAGAGGCCCCGGACCAGCGGGCAAUGCGGACCGAGGAGGUGCAGCAGAGAGGUGUGGAGGAGGAAGCGGAAGAUCGGGAAAACCGGGGACAGGAAGAGGAGGGAGAGGAGGCGCGGACUUUGGUGAAAGAGCGGUCCGAAAAAGGGGACGCCGCAGAGUGCAAAGCGGAUUCCGAGUUGUUUAUGGCCGACAUGCUCUCCUUGCGAGACCAGCUCCUGCGAGCACGCUCUGCGGAGGUGGAGGCCCAGUUGAAACACUACAAGACCCUAUCCAAGAACUGUAUCACGGCACCCACGUUGCUCUCAGACCAGUGGCGCCUCCUAACCGCCAGCAAGGCCAAAAGCGAAGGCGCUCAGGCUCGAAUGAACAGCUCCAUCCCGUGUUAUCCUCCCCCGCCAAACCCGGUGGACUACCAGGACCCCGCCGGGCUCAAUCUUUCGGUGCUCGGGGUGGGCUAUCCCAUCGGUCCGAGUCUUUUCUCCUACAUGAACUCGACGCUGCCCGCCACUCAAACCCACGCGCAGCUCGCCCAGCUCCCGUUCCUGGCUUCGGCCGCCCAGCUGAUUCAUCCGGCCUCCGGCGGCCACGCGGACAGGACUCUCAUCCCCCCGCGGCUCUACUACCCGUUCCUGUGCGAGCAUAGCUUCGCACCGGCCUCCGGUCAGAGCAAUGCCAAUAAAGGACCCAAAACCUCCACAAACACCGUCGAUGCGUUUUCUUUAUCUGGUCCCCAGCCGCAAGUUAACCUGUGGAAAGUGCCUGCCCUGAGGCCUGGGGCCACAACGGUUUCCCCUGUCGGUCGGACGUCACCUUCUGACCCGGCCUACAGGCUGGGGGAUAAAGUGCAGGCUUCAGCCAAGGAAGGUAAAUCUAGUUGGGGCCUCAAGAGGCCGGGUGGACCCGGAGUGAACCAUGAAGCUCCCGUGGAAAAGAAGCCGACGACGGGCUUCGCUUUGGAAUUUCUGAAGAACAUCCAGACAGGUUCUACUCUAAAUAUGGCAUCGGACAAACUUAGUUCACAGAAUUUGCACCACAAGACCAGGUCGUCGGAACCCCUGUACACAGAUCAUCUCACCAGUCCAAAUCCUGAGGCAUCCUCUCUACCUGCUUCUACCGGAGGGCACAGUAGCCAAGAAGCACUGACCACACGCCCCAUUGGGGACGGUGCCUCGGAAUCAGUGGCUGCUCUCCUCAAUGACCUCUCAAAGGCCUUACAGGAGUAUCAGGAAGCGGAGCGCAACAUCUCCCACCUGGAGAAGGAGGACCUCCCCGUGCAGCACCACCUUUGGGAGCACUUGAGCAAAAUCCGAAAUGAGCUCUCGCAUAUCCAUCAAGCUCUGGAAAGGACAGCUCGCCAGAGUGACGGCCCACUGGACCUUUCGUUCAAGAGAGCCUCCGCCAACUCGAAGGAACUCGGCCUGAAGGAGAACACCGCAGUGUCGGAUGAGGAGGAAGAGGAGGACAGGGAGGAAGAGGAGGGAAAAGCUAUGCGGGGCUCGCUGGAGACUCGUAAGCAGUCGUUGGACAUGCUGAUCAAGAUGAGUAAUGCCGGAGCGUCUGUGGUGAGCCCGGAAGUCUUGAGUCAGGGAGCCUUGGCCAUCAGGCACAGCCCCGCCGAGGCCUUGUGGCCGAGCAGAACCACCAAGUGCGAAGCCGACUCGAGCGUGCUGCUCUGCCCUGACGGCAGACCGGUAAUGUUUGGGGACAUCCCUCCUUCUGCCAAAGCGGCCAAAAGACCAUCGUCCAUACAGCGACUAGAGGGGCAGUGCCCCCAGAGCCCAUUGAUGGCCACAGACACUUAAUCUUUGAUUCCCAGUCAUUCAAAUCAUGAAUCCCACAAACACACACUCACACACACAAAAACCGUGUGUCUUCUUCUUUUGUUGGCAUGUCUUGAAAUUACUCACUGCAGCAGAAGCAGUCAACUUUUUUUUUUUGGUUUUUCAUUUUCACAAGGAUGUUCAGCACCUUCCAUGGAGCCCCAGACACGACACGGUGCAAAAUAAUUGUAAAUUGUGGCAGCGCAUAUUGAUUUAACGUGCACACAAAAUGCAAAUUAACAAUAUGAAUGUAACAGGGCCAGUAAAAAAAUUACUCAACUGUAUUAUAAUUCAAGAAAAUCUGUGAAAUGAUAAAUACCGGUCGUGUUCUUUAACUAUAUCCUCCAUUAUUAAAGGGUGGAACAAAAAAAUUGAUGUGUUCCUCUACUUCAAUAAUUAAUGUGGCACUCCCUCUUUUCUUUCUUUUUUUUUUUUUUACAAUUCCCGCCUUUUAACUCUUGCCGUAGUUCUCUUGAUAUACAUGGCGAGGUAAGCAAUUUUCGAACCGGAUAAAAACUUUUGUUUUAAUAUUUUAAUACAUGGCUAUGCCAGAUAAUUUGUGUAGGGGUACGCCGUAUCGCUCUAAUUGACGGGAGGACAUUAUUUCUUGUUAUUUUCGUCAGGUGUGUUGUGUUUUGUGGCGUCCCUUUUUUCUCUUGAUUUCCAUGGCGGAGGAGUGUCAAUCAAAUUGACAAGCGGACAUUGUUUUCUGCUAUUUUCGUCUGGCUUUGUGAUUGAGACGAUUAAACGCAGCCAGUACAAGAAAUUCUACUCUGCGUCGUCAAUAUUCUGAAACACAACGCAGUCGGACACGACCGGUUAAAUGAAUAGCAGAGAUGGGCGCUCCAUUUAUCUUACCCCCAAUUGUUAUGAUAUUAAGCCUACAAGCUAGCAUUUUAUGUGCAGUUUACACCUAUUUUGUGGGCACGUUAUAUGAAUAUUGUGGCAGGAAAAAAAUGAACUCUUCUUGGGAUUCGUACCUUUACAAUAAAAAGACAAAAAGAGAGUCUCACAUAUGCACUAUUAACUUUAGAUUUUCACAUGGUUGUCGUUUGAAAAGUCAUAACAUUCAGUUCGUGAGACAAUCGUUCCCACCCGUUUGUAAAUUAUGUGGGUGGGGGGGCGAUACAGUCUUUUAAAGGGUAACUGAUUUUAUAAAGACAAUUCUAUGUCUGUUGUGGGUUCACUGAAAAUAGUAUUGUAUGGUCCACUCGUUUUUUGAAAUAAAACCAGUAAAAUAAAUGUAUUAUCAAUGGGGAAACUGCACAGUCUGAGCGCUAAUUUAAAUGCUUCAUGGAUAAUUUUGCCUUAACGUGGAAUUUAUAAAUUUACUGUCAAACUGCUUUGUCGGUGAGAUAAAACUAUGCCUAAAUAAAUGAAGCUCCUCCACCCA